Molecule: messenger RNA, 920 nt
Organism: Arabidopsis lyrata subsp. lyrata
Lineage: Eukaryota; Viridiplantae; Streptophyta; Magnoliopsida; Brassicales; Brassicaceae
Product: ycf20-like protein
Exons: 2
Coding region: 221-817 (198 amino acids)
Source: RefSeq, a predicted model, not a curated record
AAUCUAGUUGUUUCUCAAUCGUCACUCAAAUCUCACUCAUCUUCUCCAAUCUCCAUUGAUUCCUUCAAGCCAAGCUUCUCCUUCUUGCAUUCUCCUCUUAGACCAAUCUGGUUCUUUCGUAUUUCUUGUGGAUAUGAUCCGUUAAGCUUUGUUUUGGGUCUAGUAGAUCGCUGUGACGUAAUAAAAACCCUAAAUCUCAGAAAAGUCGAGACUGGUUCUCAUGGCUUGUCAAAUUCAAGCUUCACGCGUUUUCCCAGUUCUGGAGAUUGAAAAAGGUCUCUCCUUUAUGAUUAAUGUCUUCCAUAGGAGAAGAAGAGCUUCGUCCAUUACUCUCACUUCAUUCCCUUAUCCAAUGAAAAGUUUUCAGCUAAGAAGACGAAACCGGAAAAUAGCGUUUGCUUUAGACACAGGUUCUUCUAUUCCUGGAGAUAAUGGUGGAGGAGGACAAGAGAUGAAUGGAGACAGAACCGGUCUCGGUAGCACUCGGUUGGGUCGAAUUGCGGUUGCAGGAGGCAAACUGUUACUUGGGAAGAUAAACUCUGCAAGAAAAAACUUCCCAAUGAAGAUAUUUCUGCUGCUUCUUGGUUUCUAUACCGCCAAUGCAUUGGCUACCAUUCUUGGACAGACUGGUGAUUGGGAUGUGCUUGUUGCGGGAAUUGUCGUGGCUGCGAUUGAAGGAAUCGGUAUGCUUAUGUAUAAGAAACCGUCGUCUUCAAUGUUUUCAGGGAAGUUGCAGUCUUUUGUUGUGUUUAUGAAUUUUUGGAAAGCUGGUGUUUGCUUAGGUCUCUUUGUUGAUGCUUUCAAGUUAGGUAGUUAAAGAAAAAUCUUUCUUUUCUUCAACUAUAUGUAUAUAUACAUUUGUUACUACCGUUUUUGGAGAUUCACAAGUAUCAAUUAAAAGUUUCAGUUUUGUUGGAAUA